Messenger RNA from Camelina sativa (false flax), 296 nucleotides. The record is from RefSeq and is a predicted model, not a curated record. Lineage: Eukaryota; Viridiplantae; Streptophyta; Magnoliopsida; Brassicales; Brassicaceae.
UUUGUUUUAGUACUCUUAGCUAUGAACCAAGAAUGGCAAAACAUUGCUCGUGAAGAAGUCAUACGCGUCCUCGGACCAACCGGGUUUCCUACUCUAGACGUCUUACAAGACCUCAAGAGUCUAAGUAUGAUAAUCAACGAGACUCUCCGGCUCUACCCUCCAGCAAUGACACUAAACCGUGACACUCUUAGGAGAGCUAAGCUCGGAAACCUUGACAUUCCUGCAGGAACUCAAAUCUAUUUAUCAGUGGUAGCGAUGCACCACGACAAAGAAACAUGGGGAAACGACGCAGAGGA